Sceloporus undulatus (fence lizard) is the source of this 3579-nucleotide messenger RNA. RefSeq names its product coiled-coil domain containing 122 (gene CCDC122). The transcript is spliced from 4 exons. NCBI's taxonomy places the organism in Eukaryota, Metazoa, Chordata, Lepidosauria, Squamata, Phrynosomatidae. The record is from RefSeq and is a predicted model, not a curated record. Bases 640 to 1317 code for a protein of 225 amino acids.
UUUAGCAUAGAUCACUAUUCCUACUUCCUUGGAUUAGCAAGCAGCUGUAGAGGAAAGUCAUAAUAGACUUCUGUUGGAAGCUUUAGAGAUCCCUCCCCUCAGGAUGACAAGAUUAAAAGUGAUUACUAACACAUGCUCACUAUAUAAUUUAUCUGUUUUCUCCUCUUGUAUUUUAUCUGUUUGACUGGGGCAUUAGUGUACUGACUGUCAUGAUUCAUGCUAAAUUUCUACAUUUCCCACUGUAUCCUGUAUACUACCGAUUCGUAUGAUGCAGUGCAAAAAAUAGCAGCCAGAGCUCUUCUCCUAAUGGGCUCGCAGUCCAGAACAGGCCAAAGGAAAUCAAAAGAUGAAAGUAAUAGAAAAUAAAGGAGGAUAAUGAAUUGUUGUCUUAAGUCACAUGAACACCAGCUUAGUUACAGUUUGAUAUUGGGACUAGAGGUUGUCCCAACGGUUAGAAAGAAGUGAGGCAACUGUAUUCCUUAGUAUGCAUGCAUGCAUGUAUUCAUGUAGUAAAUAAGGACAGAGUCAUUUGAAUAAACAAGAGCUCUUUGGAUAACUAACAGUGGUGGAACUGGAUGAGCAAAUGUCAAAGCAGAGAAAUGUUGAAAUGUGAAAAUGAUGCAAUGAAGAGACAAGGCCAUGGAGCAUUGUACUCAGCUUCAGGAACUUGAGACACAGAUGAGUUAUGUUGGAUCAGAAAGAAAGGCAAUAGAAAGGCAAAUGAAUUAUCAAGAUGAAGCCAUAGCUAGUGCAAAACGUAAUUGUGAAAAUCUGGACAUUGAGAUUACAGCUUUGUGCUCUGAGAAUGUAAAAUUGAAAUUUGACACAGAAGCACUGCAAGAAGAGUUUCAAAUUAUGCACCUAAGAAAUAAUGCCUACUAUGAGAAAAUAACUGCUCACAAAGACCAGUUUGGCAAGGUGGAAAGCAAGUUGCCACUCAUGGUUGAGGUCACUAAAAAAAGAGCUGCAGUCAAAAGGAUGAUGACCCAUAAGGAGGCACUAAUGUCUGCUCUUCAGAAUCUGGAUGCGCAUGCCACUAAUCCAAUCCAGGAUGAAAUUGUUCAUUUGGAAAAUGAAAUUAAUAUAUUGAAAGAUGCUAUCAGUGAAAAAGAAAACAUGCUUCAAGAUGAAAAAAAAGUGCAUGCUAGUCUCCGAAAAGAAAUUGAGAUGCAGAAUAAAAGAUAUGAAGCUAUACUAAAACGUCUGCAUUGUCAAGUGAAUAAACUUCAGUACAACAGAAGGCAACAGAAGUGGCAUAUUCAGCAAAUGGAAGAAAAAGCAGCAGAAUUACGAAAGCUCCUAGGAACAAAUAAUUAAUGGGUCGUUGUGGCCUGCAUCAAACCGUUGUGUGACUAAUGCAUAAAGUUUUUAUUUUCAAUGUGUAGUCUUUCCAGUUACGAUCUAAUAACAAAUUCAUUUUAUACCCACACGUGACUGAAUUUAUGAUGCAAAACCUUGGGGGAAAGUAUCUACUUUCUCCAGGUUUAAGCAUCAUAAAUUCAGCCACUAUGAAAACUAUCCAUUAUCUGAUUGGCUGUACUUGUAAAAUCUUAUUAAUUGCUUUUAGGCCUUACAUAUUGGGCCCCAAAAGCCUCCAGCUAAAGCUCCUUCUAGAACAAUGUAAUGACAUGCAAAACUGUACCUAGUCUGAGUCUGGCAAAUUUGUAAAGCAACAUGUUUAAUUUAACCAGAUAGACAAAUAAUUCAGAUAUUCAAGUACAUGGUUUUUAUGUAGUGAAACAAUACUUAAUAGCUAUAACGUGUCAUGAUUGCAAUCCUAAACCUUCUUCUGUUUUGAGCAACUUGUUUUGAGCAGGCUUAUAUAUGUUUUUUCAGCCUGUGGGGCAAGUUAUUCAGGAUAUGUCUGGAGUGUGAAAUUUGGAAUACAGAAACCAGAGGCUGAGAGAGAGUUGAUAAUCUCUUCCAUUCUACCAAUGCUCUACUCAGACUAGUCCUCUCCGUCCUAAAUGGCUUCCUGAAGAAAAAGUAAGCAUGGGUUCAGGUACAGGGAUUAAGCCUGAGAAUUUGCAAUUUAAAUGUGCUUGCAACUGAGGUUCUACCACUGUAGCUUGGAACUAUUGGAGCUCAUGUUUUUCUAUAUUGAAGGACUUGGCUGAUACCUGUUUCUUUGUGAUUUCAGCAUGAACAAAAAUGAUUGAAUAGAGUGGAACAGAGGAGGCUUCUCUAGUUUUAUACUGUGGGGACACAGAUUGGUUCUUCUGUUUACAGGUAGCAUUUGCUUUGUGUGGCUUAGUCCAUCAAAAAGAUAUGAUUAAAUGCCACUUUCUCUCUCUAAAUGCAUAACAAUGACAGAAGUGGUUCUAAGGUGUUUGCAACCUUGUACUUGUCCUUAAGCAAUCAAAGCAAAACAUUUCAAACCUGUGGGGAUACAUUAAACACUUUAAAUCUCUUUGUACCCAGCUAGGAUUUUGUUGUUUGGUACAAGGUUCAUCUUUGGCGGGGUAUGAAGAGAAAUUGAUGAAAGGAAAUAGAUUCAGCCAGUCCUUGGUAAUGAAAUAACCAGUUCUUCAAUCUUUUUUUUUUUGGUUAGGGCUCAAUUUGGCUGUUGAGCAGCAAUGUAACACACAUUUUAGCUGCAAAUUUAGCUAGAAAAGCAUUAAGCUCUCUAAUAGAAUGUCACCUUUUAUCCUUAAAAGAAAAUUCAAGUGCAUUGCAAAUGUUCUGUAGUGCCAGUUGAAUUUUUACCUGUGUGUUUUCUUUCACUUCUAAAACUAGGGCAUGCUUUUGUAAAAGUGAGUAAAAACAACAUCUUAACCACAACAACAUAUUAAAUGAUACCUUUGUUGUGGUAUAAUUAAUAAGCUAGAAAGGGACCUGCACUAAAACAUCACAUUAAAAUAACUGCUGGACCAAAAGGAUGUUUCUUCAUAUUAAUAGCUUGUUAUUGUUGUUACAGUGUUUUCAAUAUUUCUCAAGUUUAUACAUAGGUUAAAAGUCUUGACUAACCUACCAAAGCCCUCUUACUGUAUCUUAUUGAGCUAAAUUUAUUUCCCUAUUGAAUUCAGUAAGUGGGUGCCCUAGUUUUUUGGGUGACACCCCAUCUGAUGACUUUUUAAAGGGGAGAACAAGAGGAGUGAUUCUUUUCCUUUCAUCUUUCUUCACUGUCCAACUUCCACAACCAUAUAUAAAAAUUGGAACAAUCCUAAAUUUGUUAUUCAGUUAUAUAUCUUUGCACUUGAGGAUCUUGUAUAACUCUUUCAUCGCUGUCCUUCCAAAUCGUAGUCUUCUUCUGAUUUCUUGACUGCAGUCUCCAUUUUGAUUAAUGACUAAGGCAAGGUAUAGGAAAUAUCUCAAUGUCUUUGGUGUCUAAUUUAAAGUUGUGUAAAUAAUCUGUGGUCAUAUGUUAGAAAAGGUGCACAAAAGCUUCAAUUCAGAGAGUACAAAUCUGUAUGAGGAUGUUCUGGCUAUACCUCUAAAUGUGUCACAGUCUUUGUGUUGAAAGCCAACACCUGCCUUGGGAGAGUAAUAGAGGAUGUAAACUCCUAGUUAAACAUGGUUCUGUAACAUUUUGUAUUUUUGUGUAUUAUUAUUUUAUUUGUCCAAUAAAUCUUAUUAUUU